AUGUCUUCAGAAACCAUUCAAGAAGAUUCGGCGAAGAAGAGAAAGCUGUCCGAGGUAGAAGCCGAAGCUGCAAUAUUCGAUAAGCCUCGAAAGAAGCCUAUCGCUUGUGGGCCAUGCCAUUCUCGGAAGAUCAAAUGUUCUUUUGGUCAUCCAUGUACUCAUUGUGCGCAAACCAGGAAUCCUGAAGCUUGCAUUUAUCCUACACGGGACUCCAAGAUCACUGUAAGCUCAAACUACGUCGAGAGAAUAGUAGCAGAAAAUCGGCGCCUUCGAGAACGAAGCCAGGCGAACGAGGUCCAGAAUAGCUCAGGCCAUGUCGCAGAUGGCGCAUCGAAGGUACCGGAGUUGGCUAUUGAAGCCAGUGAAGCUCGAAAUCCGUUACAUGAUGAGAGAUCUUGGUUCUUCCCUCUAGCCAAUUCUGGACCCAUUCAUAUCAGUGAGGCUGCUGACGCUGCUUUCGCAACGCGUCUUCGACAGACCUUGCAACCAAAUGGCGUUGCGGAACACAUACCUAGGAUGGACUAUGUGACAGAUGCAAAACUCAUCACUCUGGCCGAGACUGAUGUCCCAUGGCCUUCGCUAGCACGAGCGAAGUUGUUGAUCAAGACAGCCUUUGACACUGUUGGAUCCUGUUACUAUUGUGUUAGAAAGACUGAUAUUUAUAAUGGUCUGAAACGCCACUACCGAAACCCCCUCGCACCGAGAACUAUCUUCACAUGCAAGCUAGAAGCCUUGUUCGCGCUUGGAGAGGCAUACUCGUGCAGGACGCAAUCAACAUCUGAGGACACUUUUCCUGGUCUUGCCUACUUUGCCCGUGCAUGUCGAACAAUACGAGGAGUACGUGAACGGCCCCAGAUGGACUGGAUUGAAGUCUUGCUGUUGUUGUCCAUGUAUUCGCUCUUGCUCAAUAGACGGCAUAGUGCUUACUAUCUAGCAAGUGCUGCUGUUCGCACAAGUAUAAUCAUGGGGUUGCAUCAGAAGAUCCCCGAAUUUCAAUUAACCGAUCGAGCGGCACGAGAACAUCGUGUGCGAGUAUGGUGGACUUGUUACACAUUGGAACGGCUAUGGGCCGGUAAGAUUGGACACCCUGUCUCAAUUCAGGACGAUGAGAUCGGAGCUGACCUUCCCUCAAACGCUGGACUUUCUGAGGACGAUCUAAGCGACUUCCCCGACGAAGAGUACGCUAAUGCCAGUAUACGCUUGGCUCGGCUCUCUCGCAAUAUCAUACACUCUAUCUACAACCGCAGGCCAACGCAAGUUGCGUUCUCUCAGCGAGUCCAGGCGGCCCUGAAAGAGUUGAGAGCCUGGGUAGAAGGACUUCCAAAGCAUCUUCAGCUGCCAGCCUCAUUGGGAUUGCAACCUCUACAAAGACCACAAAAAUGGCUACAUCUUACUUUCAAUCAGUACGUCAUACAAACGACACGACCGAUCCUGCUGCAUGUCAUUCGAGCCCACAGAGAGCUGUGGCUUAGUCCUGGUAGAGGAACGGAUUUCAAACAGGUCAUUGGAGAACCUGCGCUUGCACUUUCUGAAGCAUGUAUUCGUUGCGCAAGACAUUCUCAUCGUCUGUUGACAGAUACUUGGAUCGAUGGGUCGUUCGCAAUAUUCGAUUACACCUACACACAAUAUCUGUUUGCUUCAGCCACCAUCCUUGCCAUCUCCAGCCUCUCCAUUGGUCAGAAUGACGAAUCUGACAAGGACGGCUUCGAGUCCGCAUGUCAGUUCAUCGAACAACUACACCAGAAUGGUAACUACGGAGCCAAGGAAAUGGUCCGCCAUCUUGAAGGCAUUAAGCUUAGCAUGGCUGCGUUCAAAGGAGACUCAAGCCUAGAGGCACUCAAUGCGCUGUCAAACGCAGCUACAAUGCUCCAAGGACAUGGUGGAUCAAUUCCUACUCCUUCAAGUACAACUCCCGGCAGCGCUUUCCAGCCGACGAUGACUGCGGAAAUGGCGCUUGCAGAGCCUUCGCUUCAAGACUUUCUCUCGCAAGCUGAGUUUGACCCGACCUUUCUUGAUGCGCAGAUACAGGGAGAUCAAGUCAACGGCAUGUAUUAUUCCAUGCUGCAAGAUGAAUCUUGGUUGGCUUUCUAA
Lithohypha guttulata is the source of this 2091-nucleotide messenger RNA. RefSeq lists its product as uncharacterized. NCBI's taxonomy places the organism in Eukaryota, Fungi, Ascomycota, Eurotiomycetes, Chaetothyriales, Trichomeriaceae. The transcript is spliced from 3 exons. Gene Ontology annotation, cellular component: nucleus. The record is from RefSeq and is a predicted model, not a curated record. Bases 1 to 2091 code for a protein of 696 amino acids. Gene Ontology annotation, biological process: positive regulation of transcription by RNA polymerase II; DNA-templated transcription. Gene Ontology annotation, molecular function: DNA-binding transcription factor activity, RNA polymerase II-specific; sequence-specific DNA binding; zinc ion binding.